AUGGAUUUGAUCCUUUCGGAGCUCCACAGAUUAGAUCAAUCCACUGUGGUUGUUCAGCCAGAGCAAGCAAUUUUUAGAACUUUGCAUCCUCUGACAAUUUCUCUCUUCUAUUCUGCACCAGAAGACUACUUGAGAGAGUUGGAAAAAUCAUUAUUCAAAAUUCUUGAAAUCAAUCAAGGAGUAUUAUCCACACAGUGUGUCAUCCUGAUUGGCCGCAAAUUAAGGGAAAUCUACAAGCGAAAUAUUCCUUUUAAUGCUGACCAAUUCGUCAGUAAUUUAAACAGCAAGCCAACUCAGUCUAAAAUCAUCUUGUUUGGCGCACUCUGCGGCACACAAGGCCUAAUGCCGACCCAUUAUCAAAAUGUAAUGCCUACUCUUUUCAAAGUUAACGAGAAGCUGUAUAUUCCUGCGUUAUACUGCUUAAGACAUAUCUUUAAGACCCUAAAGAACACAGCAGGAAAGCUUGAUUCCCAAGCCAUUUCAUUCGUCAAUAAAAUUUCAAGCAAACCGAUCGAACAAUCCCAAGUUGCAUGUAUCAAACUUCUUAGAGUUCUUUCUGUCUACAGAAAUAACGAUGUUUCGAACAUUUUUGCCAUUUAUGAUAAUAUUUUACAAAGUUCUUCAUCAGAAAUCAUCAAUGACGAGAUAUACAAGUCAGUUGCAAAGUAUGCAGCAACAUUCAUUACACCAUCAACAUCGAAUCUCGACAAACUUCAAGAAGUUUUCAACAGAUACAACUUUUACACAACAUUCAAGUAUUUUUCUACUAUUGUUGGUCCAUCGACAAUCUCUAUGUACUCAUCUCAACUCACACAACUUUAUUUGAGCAAAUAUCCAAACGCAGUUUCUACAAUCAUCACAUGUGUGCGAGAAGAAGACAAAGAAAAUAUUGUCAAGUCUAUUGUCAACCACCGCGAUCUUCCCGAUGCAUUACAUUGUCUUAAAAUUCUUCCACAAACAGAGAACAUCAUUCUUGAAUCCGCUAAUGUUGCUCUGUUACUUUACACAUCAAACAAUUCAUACAUCAAAGACAUUGGUUCACAAUUCUUUUCAAGUUUCAUUUUUGAACAUCGUGAAGCAGCAUUUAAAUUCAUUGCAUCUAAAUUACAAACAAUUUAUGACCAAAAAUUGAAAUCUAAUGAUCUUGAAUCCACCGCAACAGUCAUCUCUCGACUUAUUGCCGCAUCACCAGACAAAUAUGAUAUUUUGAAUUGUGUUAAAACAGUCUUUUGUUCUAUUUUGAGUCGUGACAUUGGUGAAACAUAUAUUUGGCCACUUCUUUCGGUUUGUCCAAAUGAAUGGAUGAACAGCGAACUUGUUGAAUCUAAAAUCAACCAUUUCGAAGGUGAUUACGAAGGUAUUUUCCAAUUUUUCAUGUUUACAUCUACAAAAUCAUCAAAAAUCAAAGAUUUAAUUCUUAAAUUCGUCGAUCACUGUAUUGAAAACAUCACAUCAUCAAUUGUUACAUCAUUUUCUGUUUUAAUUCCAAGUGUUUUCGAAGGAACUAGUCAAAUUCAAAAAAUUAUUAAAACUUUUGUUGAAUUUCUUUUUGAACAAGAAGUUAAUCAAGAUUUAGUUCAAAACAUCACAGAAACUAGUUUUCCAUUUGAAGGUGACAUUGUUAAGAAACGUCAUCAUAUUCCAGAACAUGUCUAUGAAUCGACAAAAAUUAUUAUUAAAUUGUCUAGUUUGAUUUGUCAUUUGAUUAGUCUUUUAACAGACAAAGAACAAACUUCAAUGAUUGAUUACAUCAUUAAUCACAAGAAAUCUAUUUCAAUGCAACGUGUUUUGUUGAUUCAAUUGAUCAACAACGAUAAAACACGUGAUAAAUUACCACGCGGCUUUUUAAUUCCUCUUUUAAAGUCAUUGAAAGGUACGGACAAGUUUUUUUUGUUGUUAACAUGUGAAAGUAUUUCACGAUACAUCCAUUUCAAUGAUAGUUAUUUGAAAGCCACAAUUAAUUUCAUCGAAAACAACAAAAGUAAUCCAUCCAAUUAUUUGAUUGGUAGUUUAUCACAUCACAUUCACAUCAGUAAUGAAUAUUUAAUCCGGUUAGUUAUGUGCAUCAACAAACGUAUUUCCAGUAUUAGUUUGCGAUUGACAUCAUUUUAUGCAUUGAAAUGCAUCAUUUGUACACACUCCAUGGACAUCAGUUCAUUGUCAUUAGGUCAACACCAACUUAGUUUGUUCAUGGAUUGUUUGAAUGAUUUCACAUUACCUGAACCACUUUUAGUUCAUCUUAUUUCAGACACAUUUAUUUUGUUACUUCCCACAUUGAUUCCAGAAUGUCUUGAACCUAAUUCCCCACUUCGAAACCAAAUCACAUCAACCGUCCAGUCAUUAAGUCUCACACCAUAUUUGACCGCUCGUGAAGAUUUCUAUUCUACUGUUCAUUCUGUUCUUACAUAUUGUUUUCCACUUGUUUCAGAGAUUGAUUUAGACAGCUCUCGCUCUAUUAACUCCGCAUCUAUUUCACUUCGCAUUGAAGUUAUGAAAGCAUUCACAAUUCUUUCUAAACAAGGCAGUUGUCCAAGUACUGUUCUUAGUUUAGUUAUUGAUUGUUGUUCUAAGAUGAUUCAACAAACGCAUGAAAACAUCGAAUUCAUUUCUACAGUUUCUAAUGCAGUUGACUAUGUUCAUCAGAAGAACGAACUUUUCAGUAUUGUUAAUUUGAUCAAAUCUAUCUUAGAAGAAAAAUAUAUUCCUAGUUUGAAUGGAGUUUUUCCAUGCGAAAACUUAAUCAUCGAAUGUUUGAUUUCAUCAUCAAUUAUCUUCAGAAAACUUCUUCAAAUUCGUCCACUUCCAGUUAUCAUGAUCAAUGAUAUCAUUUCAUCAGUUUGUCUUUCAUUAUUGACAAAUAACCAUCAGAUUCAUAAAUAUAGUUUUGAUUCAUUAUCUACUAUUUUAGAAUUAUCGAAACGAAAUCAUCAACUAUAUGAUAAUUACGAGAAACACUUUUUCACUGCUGCUAAAAUCGGAUUCACAAAUCUCGACAUAUCAACAAAGUAUCUUACCGAAUUUGUUAAUGAUAAAGAAGAAGUUUUAGAAUUAUAUACAAGUGAGAUUGAAAAAUUUUCAACUCAUUUACCACAAAACAUUUAUUGUAUUGUCUGUCGAUAUUUCAUCAAUAUCAUGAAAUUACCAAAAACAGACAAAUACGAUCAUCUUGUUAAAGUUAUUUUACCACAGUUCUUAGAUUUAAUGAAAGAAAUGAUUCGAUAUAAUUUCAAUAAUCAAGAUCAAGAAAGUUAUAAUUAUUUCCGAAAUUACUUGUCUGUUUUUUAUGAAGAUUUUUCAAGUGUCAUUAGUUGGAUGACAACCAUUGAUUGCACACAAAUCGAACGUAACGUUUUGUUAUCAUUUUAUGUUUUUGAACUUCGUACAUCAGAGGACAUCUGGCAAAUUAACGGCUGCAUCAAAGGCAUUACAUCAUUUGUCAAAUACUCAUCUAAAAUCGAUUUUGAUUUUGAAAUCCUUGAAGAAGGUCUUGAAAGUAUUUUGAGUCAUUUGCCUAAUAUUGGUGUUUCUAUUGGUCAAAACACAUCCGAACUUGUUUCAAUUCUUUUUGAAAAGAACAUUGAAAUCACAACACGUAUGAAAGAAAUCAUUUUUUCACUCUCAUUAAACACACCAUGUAAUUCACACGUUUACAUUCGAUUGCUUGAUGAACAUACAUCACAUCAUGUUGAAUUAGUUGAAAGCUUUUUGAUGUCUAACAACAUUGAUGAUGAGGAUAAAACACAAUUAUUUGUUUUGUAUCUUGAAAAAUGCAAUCAUCUUGAUAUCACACAUUCCGCAAUUUCAUUCUGCAAGCAACAAAACAAAGUUAAACUAGGCUUGAAACUUUGUGAAAUCUCAUUGAAUUACGAUGAUAUUUCAUAUGUUAGUAUUUCUGAUUUCUUUUCAAGUCAUGUUCGACAAGGUGUUAUUGAUAUUUUAUUGAAACUUGAAGAUUCUGACAAAUUGUCCAAAUUAUUAUCUAACAAUGUUGCAAACACUAUCUUCGGCUUUUGUUUAGGCGACAAUUCAAAUUCAGAAAAGUUUGCACAAAUCUUAGUUAAAAGUAUCACAUGUGUUGACAACUAUUCAUUUAAGUUUAGUGUUUUACGGUUGUGCUGUCACUGUUUGUCAACAUGGGUUAAUGACAAGAAGACUAUGGAACUUUAUGCAUCAUUAUUUAAACAAACCAAAGAAAGUCUUGGUGACAAAUUUAAUGAAUAUUGGCAAGAACUUACACCCGAAGAACGCGAAUUUUGCAUCCGAUCUCUCGAAAUGAUUUGA
Trichomonas vaginalis G3 is the source of this 4281-nucleotide messenger RNA. Its product is annotated as armadillo (ARM) repeat-containing protein family. The coding region runs from base 1 to 4281 and encodes 1426 amino acids. The record is from RefSeq and is a predicted model, not a curated record. NCBI's taxonomy places the organism in Eukaryota, Parabasalia, Trichomonadida, Trichomonadidae. The transcript has a single exon.